Messenger RNA from Acanthochromis polyacanthus (spiny chromis), 3527 nucleotides. Its product is annotated as transcription elongation factor A N-terminal and central domain-containing protein. Gene Ontology annotation, biological process: DNA-templated transcription. Lineage: Eukaryota; Metazoa; Chordata; Actinopteri; Pomacentridae. The record is from RefSeq and is a predicted model, not a curated record. Bases 380 to 1357 code for a protein of 325 amino acids. Gene Ontology annotation, cellular component: nucleus. The transcript has 2 exons.
GCUGACAGCUGCACGGCUCUAUGGCGAUACUUUCACAGAUUGAACACACUGCAAAACAUUUCAAGGACGAUUGCAGGAUGUUAGAGAGUCUCAUCACUCAGAACCUCAUUUUAAAAUUUGGCAUAAACUUAAUUUCUCAGAAGAAUUACCUCAAAACAAACCAUUCUUACCAUUGUAAGAAUGACGAUGGCAAACUAACCCUAAAACCUCUAUGGUCUUGUUCAGGAUGUGAUUCUGUGAAGCUGUGGCUCCAUCUAGGGGUGAAAACUGCAAAAUGUUCUGCUCUGGACACAUCCAACAUGGCUGCUCCCAUGCAGACGUUUGUUGGAUUGUUGUUAGCAGGAAGAAGCUGCAAACCAUGAAUGACAGCAGGUAAACCAUGUGCAUAGCUACAAUGGAUGCAAAGGAAAUAGUCCAUUAUGCUCUUCAGUUAGAGAAAUCGAAUUCAGAGGGAAGCUAUGGGGACAUCAAGUCUCUCCUUGGAGACCUUGAGCAGUCUCACAUCACAGCCGAGCAGCUGGAAACAACAGAUAUCGUCAAAGUGCUGUACAGGCUCCUGAAAACCUGCUCGGACGAAAGUGUGAAGAAGACACUCAAGAGCUUGUUGUCCAAGUGGAAGAGACAGUACAGCAAAGAUGUGAAAGGAGGGAAAGGCACGGAGGAUCCUGAGAUAACUUCUUCAGCAGAAGAGGCGAGAGAUGGUAAACUUUCCGACAAUUUCCAUUCAGAUUUAGGACAAAGGUGUGACAGUAAGGAGGCUGCAGAACAGGAAGCAACAUCUCUACAGGCUAAACCGGGCCUUCAGACUUCUGCAUCUUCUGAUUCCGUUCGAAGCAAAUGUGUUGAGCUCCUCCUCGCUGCCCUCCAACCCGAACCUCCCGAUGGAGACAAAGCUGCAGAGUUAGCCGGACACAUCGAGCAGCACAUCCACAAGCUCCACAAACCCAACCAGGUCAAAUACAAAGCCUGUGUGAGGAGCAAGGUGGCCAACCUGAGGAACCCAAAAAGCAGACACCUUCGUCAGAGCCUCAUCAGCGGCUCCCUGCGUCCGGAGGACUUCGCCCAGAUGUCUGCGCAGGAGAUGGCCGGCGAGGAGCUCCGGCAGCUGAGGGAGGAGUAUUCAUCCAAGGGGGUGAGCGAGAGGCAGCUUCCUCAGGGGGUAGAAGGGACGCAGACGCAGAAGAUUCGCUGCAAAAGAUGUGGCGGAUCAGACUGCAGGGUGACGCAGGUGUCCAGAGGCGCCCUGUUCUUACCUGCAUGGGUGAGGAGCAGCGGCCCCGACGACGACGCCAUGACCUUCGUGACCUGCAGCAGAUGUGGACAGCAGUGGUACCAUAGCGGCUGGACCUGCCUCUAGACCAGACACUGCAGUGAUGAACCAAGAGAACUAUCAGUUAAUCAGGAAUGGAAACAACAGACCUACAAAAGCAUUUGUUUUCAGAUUCAUGUAUAAUUCAGUUUCCAUGCACUAGAAUUAUCACAAAAGAAGGAUCAGUUUCUCUUGUUUUCUCGAUUAAGUCUAUAAAGUCCUCAUUUCCUUGUGUCUAAGCUGACAUAUUCAUUUUUCUUGUCCAAAAUGCCAAGAAAUUCUUCACAAAAGACUAAAACCAAAAAAAAUUUAAGAUCUGGAACAGUUAAUUCUUUUAAUUUGCAUUUUGCCUUAAUAAUAACUUUUCUAAUGUAUUAAGCUCUGGUGUAUGUUCAACAUUGUGUGACGUUAGCCUCAUAUGAGUUCCUUUUCCUUUCAUUAUGCUGUUAUGUGGACUGAGAAUUGUUAGAAUUCUUCACCACAAUUGGGAAAGAGUUGUGCUCUUCCUGUUUUUAAUGUUUAUUUUACUGCCACAUUGAAAAUAACAGAACGAGAGACUUUCCUGAAACCAAAUACGUUUUUUUUUUUACCUUGGUAGCAUGCCCCAACUACAUUUUCUGGUACAAACAUCAGUCAACGCCAUUUCUGACCAUUUGUACCUUGAAACUGCAGCUUUAUAAACAUGAAUUCAACACUUUUUGGUUCUUGAAGACGUUUCACCUCUAAUUAAAGAACCUUCCUCAGUUCUGAUUGACUCUUACCCUUAAAUUUCAUGACUAAUGGCUUGUUAACAACCCAAGAAUCUCACGAUGCGACAUCUGAAUGGCUUUGAAACUAUCUGGUGAUAGAUCUCAAGGCUGCUUUCUAAGUACCUGAUUGGAUAUUGUAGACCAUCUCCUCUGUUUACAGUUGGAUGUUCCAGUCCAGUCUGUCUUUUCUGUUUAGAAUGUAAGCAACGCUCUGAGACAAAAGUAGGUUACCUGAAAGAUAAAACACCCAAACAAAAGCUGAACAACGUUGUAUCUGCAGUCCAGUGCAGCUCCUCAGAGCAAGACUCCUCAGUCCACCUGCAUCUAAAGGAAAAUUAAGACACUCAUUUGAGGGCAGGAAUGUCUCUCUAAACCAAGGUGGUAGUCUAGGAUGCCACUUAUCAGGUAUUUAGAAUGCAGUCUUGAGAUCCUUCGCCAGACAGUUUCACCACUUUUCGCAGCCUGAGUCAUGCUUCACCUGGCAGUUUCACAGCCAUUUACAAGCUGCCAUUGUGUCAUGCAGAGCAACUUUACAGGUGAAAUGGUGUGCUUGAGCUGCAAUGGGUGGAGAGAGAUGGAUGCACAAAGAAGCAGGGACUUCAUGCAUCUGCAUAUUCAAGAGUAAACGAUGUAGAGUUACAUCUGAGCCAUUUAUGGCACUGGGGUAAUAUUUUCAUCAACAAAUAUCUAAGUUUGAUUCACAGAGAUGAGUUUUUAGGGGUCGGAUCAACAACUGGAGGGACUUUAAUGUAACUCUGAAACAAGAGGAAGAGUCAAAGGGAUGAUGGUUGUGGUUUAAACAAGACUUAUUGUAUUUUUUUUCAUGAUGGAAUGCCAGAAUUUGCCUUUUUGAAAAUGCAUUCACCAGCAAACCCAUUGCUAGACGCCCAAGCUGUGCCUGGUUAGGUUUCCGAUUCAGACUGAAAAGCUGAGUCACUGCUGAUUGCAUUUACGGAUCGAAACUUUUCAAGAAGCAGCUCUCGUCAUCUUCAAACCAUUUCCUGCCUCUGCUCUCUAAUAGCCCUGUAGUUUAUUUCUGCUUACAGAAGCUCAUUAACUGCUUUUUACUGGCCUCGCUCUGUUGCAUUUUCUGGUCACUGAAGUCUGAACCUUUGCUCUCACUAAUGUAUACUUAUUGUGAGUAAUUCUGGGUAUGAAUGUUGAGUGAAUUCCUUCGAAAAGGAAAGAAAACGUGCCUCUGGCCUUCCAUUCAUUUGUGGACAACUGAAUGUGGAGAACGAGGCAUGUGACCUCAGACAACAGUGAGCACGUGAGUCAUUAAUCUGCCCUUCUGAGCAGCCUGGGGUGGGUAUCCGAUGGUGUUUCGCCGACGUGGCACACUGACUCAGUUACACAUCACAUGGGGAGGCCUUUUCGGAAAUCUUUCACAUUUCCUCUGGUUAAUCUGCUGGUCCAACAACCUUUCUGUUGUGUGUAAAUGUCCAGAGAUUAAACCUUCGUCAGCUGUA